Nymphalis io (European peacock) is the source of this 555-nucleotide messenger RNA. RefSeq lists its product as uncharacterized. The transcript is spliced from 3 exons. NCBI's taxonomy places the organism in Eukaryota, Metazoa, Arthropoda, Insecta, Lepidoptera, Nymphalidae. The coding region runs from base 1 to 549 and encodes 182 amino acids. The record is from RefSeq and is a predicted model, not a curated record.
AUGUCUCACGCAUUUUACGCAGAUGCCUGGCAGAAAUCAAAAAGACGAGAUAGAAUUUGGUAUCAAAAAAACUUAAUGCCGGCAUUAUUAGCUGCUAAAGAAAGACGAGCGCGGGAAAUAGACGUGUCAAUUGCACUCGCAGAGAAACUACUACAGAUUUACGAUGAACCAGUCGCAAAACCGCAGCCUGUUCCUUCCCAUGAUGUUAUAGCAUCGGAAGAUGAUAGUCUGAUGAAACCGAUAGAGCCAGAUAUACAAAACCUUUUAUAUGGAUGCACUGAAAAAGGCGCAGCUCAACAAUAUCUUAAGGCAAGGAAUAAGAAAGCUCCCGAGGACAAAUUUUAUUUCCGUUUAACAACCGCAUGGGACUACGGCUGGCAACAGAAGCAUUCGCGUCUAAAGCCUCGUGACAUGAACCGAGGUCGCUGCGCUAUACUACGCGACACGUUCUACCGUAAAAGCAACCUCGCUCCUGACCCGCCACAUUACUCCAGUCCGGCUGGCGGGGAAUUUUCUAUAUGCAGUGAAUACUCUUGUAGCGCGAAUUAAAUUCAU